AACCUCAACCUCAAACAACCACCCAGUCAACCCGUCACUUCCACAUUUCUCAGGUAGGAAGGGCAAGAUGGGUCGCGUCAUCCGCAACCAGCGUAAGGGCGCUGGCAGCGUCUUCACUGCCAACACCCGUCUGCGGAAGAACCCCGCGAAGUUCCGCACCCUCGACUACGCCGAGCGCCAUGGCUACAUCCGGGGUCUUGUGAAGGAGAUCAUCCACGACCCCGGCCGUGGUGCGCCCCUCGCCCGCGUCGUCUUCAACUCGCCCUACAGGUUCAAGAAGAUCACUGAGACCUUCAUUGCCAAUGAGGGCAUGUACACUGGCCAGUUCGUCUACGCCGGCAAGAACGCCGCCCUGACCGUCGGCAACAUCCUUCCUCUCUCCUCCAUUCCUGAGGGUACCGUCGUCUCCAACGUCGAGGAGAAGCCCGGUGACCGUGGCGCUCUCGGCCGCACCUCCGGUAACUACGUCACUGUUAUCGGCCACAACCCCGAUGAGGGCAAGACCCGCAUCAAGCUCCCCUCGGGUGCCAAGAAGGUCGUCAGCAGCAACGCUCGUGGCAUGAUCGGCAUCGUUGCCGGUGGUGGCAGGACAGACAAGCCUCUCCUGAAGGCCUCGCGUGCCAAGCAUAAGUUCGCCGUCAAGCGCAACCGCUGGCCCAAGACUCGUGGUGUUGCCAUGAACCCGGUUGACCAUCCUCACGGUGGUGGUAACCAUCAACACAUUGGUAAGGCGUCUACCAUCUCGAGGUACGCUGCGCCGGGUCAGAAGGCGGGUCUCAUUGCUGCGAGACGGACGGGUCUGCUGCGUGGUACCCAGAAGACGAAGGAGUAAGCGCUUUCACGGGUUCUACAUCUGGGCAAGGGGUUCAUCGGAUUGCAUUGGUCUUUUGCUGCUUUGUAGUUAUGGGACUGCGAAGGCGGACGGGAAACUUGCUCUUUUGCGCAAGCUAUCAUGGGCGUGAAAUGAAUAAAAGAUUCCCAAGCGCGGUCGGGACGGGGCUUGUUUGCAAGGCAAUGUACUCGAGAAUCCGGCGUCGCAGGGGAGAAACGGAGCAGGCCAUGCAGUCAGGGCAUUACUCUUUGGGAAUCAAGCAGCGCGAACUCCUCGCUUCCGAGGCGAUAUUGCGGGGCAUCCUGAUUGAGUCGUGACGGGCAAAGUGAGCGGGACGGGGCCGGUCGCGGGCGUAGAUAUGGGAAUGAACAAGAACAGAUCCAAUCCCAGCCAUCUGACGUCAAUCAGCAACGG
This is a messenger RNA of Thermothelomyces thermophilus ATCC 42464, 1246 nucleotides long. RefSeq names its product 60S ribosomal protein L2-like protein. The transcript has 4 exons. The coding region runs from base 68 to 832 and encodes 254 amino acids. Gene Ontology annotation, cellular component: cytosolic large ribosomal subunit; ribosome. Gene Ontology annotation, biological process: cytoplasmic translation. Lineage: Eukaryota; Fungi; Ascomycota; Sordariomycetes; Sordariales; Chaetomiaceae. The record is from RefSeq and is a predicted model, not a curated record. Gene Ontology annotation, molecular function: structural constituent of ribosome; RNA binding.